GGUGCCUGCGCGGGGCAUGCCGGGAGUCGGUGAAUUCGUUGGCAGCUGCGGGUGAAGCAGAGCCGAGAACGCUGCGAGAGGAACCUGUGAAGCGGUUCCCACCGUCUCCGGAAUCCGGCUCUGCCCUGGAUUUCAGUUUGUGGAAAUGAGCAGUCGUAAAUCAAAGAGUAGCAACUUAAUACAAGCAGACUACGUUUCACAGGUACAAAGAAUUUUACGUGAAAGAUUUUGUCAUCAGAGUCCACAUGGUAACCUGUUUGGAGUACAAGUACAAUAUAAACACUUAAUAGAGCUGCUAAAAAGAACUGCUAUCCAUGGAGAAAGUAACUCUGUUCUCAUUAUUGGACCCCGAGGUUCAGGAAAGACCAUGUUAAUAAACCAUGCUUUGAAAGAACUAAUGGAAGUAGAAGGAGUGAGUGAAAACAUAUUACAAGUUCACUUAAAUGGACUGCUGCAGAUCAAUGAUAAAAUUGCCCUAAAGGAAAUCACAAGACAGUUAAAUCUGGAAAAUGUGGUUGGAGAUAAAGUUUUUGGUAGCUUUGCUGAAAACCUUUCAUUUCUUCUGGAAGCUUUAAAAAAAGGUGACCGGACUAGUAGUUGCCCUGUGAUCUUCAUAUUAGAUGAAUUUGAUCUUUUUGCUCAUCAUAAAAACCAAACACUCCUCUAUAACCUUCUUGACAUUUCUCAGUCUGCACAGACUCCAGUAGUAAUUAUUGGUCUUACAUGCAGAUUGGAUAUUUUGGAACUCUUGGAAAAAAGAGUGAAGUCACGAUUUUCCCACCGGCAGAUACACUUAAUGAAUUCAUUUAGUUUUCCACAGUACCUUAAAAUAUUUAAAGAACAAUUAUCUCUACCUUCCAUAUUUCCAGAGAAGAUUUUUGCCGGGAAAUGGAAUGAGAAUGUACAGAGUCUCUCAGAAGAUAGAAGUGUGAAAGAAGUGCUGCAGAAGCAUUUUAAUGUCAGCAAAAACCUUCGCUCAUUACACAUGCUACUGAUGCUUGCUUUAAAUCGUGUAACACCGUCACACCCAUUUAUAACUGCAGCGGAUCUGAUGGAGGCAAACCAGCUGUGUAGCAUGGACUCAAAAGGAAAUAUUGUGCACGGUCUGUCAGUCUUGGAAAUCUGUCUUAUCAUAGCAAUGAAACAUUUAAAUGAUAUCUAUGAAGAGGAGCCCUUUAAUUUUCAAAUGGUUUAUAAUGAAUUUCAGAAGUUUGUUCAAAGAAAGGCCCAUUCUGUUUAUAAUUUUGAGAAACCUGUUGUCAUGAAGGCAUUUGAACACUUACAGCAAUUAGAAUUAAUAAGGCCCAUGGAAAGAACAUCAGUAAAUGCACAGAGGGAGUAUCAGCUGAUGAAACUACUUUUGGAUAAUACACAAAUUAUGAAUGCUUUGCAGAAAUACCCCAACUGUCCUACAGAUGUUAGGCAGUGGGCGACAUCCUCCCUAAGCUGGUUAUGAGUAUAACCAUGGUUUCAGUUAUGGAGUUUCAGGCAGACUUCUCUAAAGAACUAAAAGCUGUUGUCCUUUAACAAGAUAUGUUAUUACAUUUUCUUAUAUUUAUAAAGAUGUAUUUUUGUAUUUAUGGGAGACUAUUAAACAUGUAUCAUGGCUGUGCCUUGCCUUUGAAUCAUAUGAGCAGUUACAUGAUUUUAAGUUUUAAUUCCAGUGAUAUGUUGUAAGUAACUGUUCAAAAAAUAAAUAUGACUAUCUUAGGGAUUGAAACAUAUGCUUAAUUUAACACUUGUGAAGUAUUUAUGUGGUACAUUUGAAGAGUUCACUUCAACCCAGCAGCCAGAUAUUUUUACAAACUGUAAACAAAGCAGUAAAGAAACAGUGGUUAAGAGUUGAAAUGGAAUGAGUAAUCUUUUGGUCCAUUGGGAGAUGCUGCAGUUUUUCUGUAUUCAUGAAAAUCUAAGAUUCUCUCCCAGACCAAGGUCUUUAGUUCAGGAGCCUGAUCAGUUUGGCUAGAAGAUGGUUCACAUGUAAGAAAAAACCGGAAAGUUGGAACAUUUUCUUCCAGGCUUCUUAAAAUAUGGUACUCACACCAUCUAUGGAAGAAUCUUCUGUAGGAUGUUUUCAAAUGCGAUUCUUCGGCAUGUUCUAGGAACUAGCAUUUGUCUAACAAGCACUUUAGCAAAUUCCUGUAAAGCCACUCCCACGAAUAAUAGAAAAUGUAUGACAGUGUUAUCUAAAUGUUUGUAUCAAAAAGUAGACCCCCCCCCCCGAAGGAAUGUACCUU
This is a messenger RNA of Budorcas taxicolor (takin), 2237 nucleotides long. It is a transcript of the gene ORC4, whose product is annotated as origin recognition complex subunit 4. Gene Ontology annotation, biological process: DNA replication; DNA replication initiation. Bases 146 to 1456 code for a protein of 436 amino acids. The transcript has 14 exons. Gene Ontology annotation, cellular component: nuclear origin of replication recognition complex; nucleus. The record is from RefSeq and is a predicted model, not a curated record. Lineage: Eukaryota; Metazoa; Chordata; Mammalia; Artiodactyla; Bovidae. Gene Ontology annotation, molecular function: ATP hydrolysis activity; DNA replication origin binding.